Messenger RNA from Anopheles moucheti, 2688 nucleotides. RefSeq lists its product as uncharacterized. The record is from RefSeq and is a predicted model, not a curated record. Lineage: Eukaryota; Metazoa; Arthropoda; Insecta; Diptera; Culicidae. The coding region runs from base 1719 to 2015 and encodes 98 amino acids. The transcript is spliced from 3 exons.
CGCGGAAAAAAUACGCACGCUCACAGUGACACACACGCCGAAACGCUCUCCAUCGUAGCACUGCUUCCCAGCGAGUUGGACGUAACCGGGUCGGACAUUUCGCUUUGUGAAGCCGUUGGGACGUGAACGCGAAACGGUGUACUGUUGAUGCAGAAUCUUCAAGUGCUACGAAAGUUGCAAGUGCGUAGUUUUGAAAGUUCAAUGUGGGUUUGUGUCACGCGGUAAAAGGUGUCGUGGUGGGGACGGGAAAAUUGUUGCACCGUGGUCGAUUUACUAAUCGAUUUUUAAACACCCCUGAACCGUGAUGAAAGCAGCGACAAUACGGAACCACUGUGACCUAUCGAACCGGGAGUGCAAGUGCGUGUCUGCAAAUGCAAAUUUGAAACUCAACCCUUACCCCGUGCAAGUGCCCGUUGCUGUGAGAAGGUGUUCUAGUGCACGAGGCUUGUCAGCGUGACCUGCCCUUUAGUUGCCUACCGUUUGCAAACCGCCGAAAGCUGGCAAGAAAGGUGGGAAAGAAAACUCCAGCAAAGAUUGUGAUUAAGGGUGAGAGUUUAGAAGCAGCGGGUUGGAAAACCGGUUUUCAGCAACCCGCGACUCCGGAAGGUUCUGUUGGCUGUAGUGUGCCCGCCCGUAAUGUGAUCUCGCGUUGUCUGUGCGCAUCGGUUUCAUUCCAGCUGACGAACCGCAGUCAUUAGCAGCAGUGUGGGGGAGAGAAAAACAAAAUAAACACCCCAAAAAGCCAAACACCAAACGUAACAAACAAACAAAAUCCAACGCACACGCACAUUCGAAAAGUUGUUCCUUCACUCGACCGCGCACUGAAUAAAAAGGAAGGUAAAUAAAGCCGUUUUCUAGUGUGAGUGAUACGCAAUAUAUCGCUGCGUGACGUAAGCGUGAGUCGCAAUCGAAUCGACCCUUUCGCGGCCGCACAAAGCCUGCUGUGGGGCAAACCGCGCGCAAAAGUGUACGACGCGUCGUUCGGCGCGGCUGUCUGGAGGGUUUGGUUGAGUUCAGGUGUGCAGCUCAGGAGCUUUCGCUGUCAUUGAUAAACUUCGCCCGUUUCGAAGCGUGUGAUCUCGUCUGAGUGCAUGAUCAUCGCGGUGUGGUUGAAAUCGGAUGAUCGAAAGGUGAUCGUAUAGGAGAAUUACAGAGGCAAGGGCUCAACUUCCGGUGCGACAGUGAAUACAAAAUAUAUACCAACGGCCCUGAAGUUGAAAGUCAUCUAGUACGUCUCGGUCCCAAGGAGUGACCUCGAUCGGAGCACCCCACUAUCUUUCCGUCCCUGUGGGAGAAUUUUUCGGAAGCAUACAGGUUCAACCAUCAUUGUACGGAAUUUGGCCCGUCCCCGUCACUAUCGUCACUAUCAGCAAAUUGCAAUUUGAGCAGCCCAAAAACUGCUCCCUUACCAAGCGUGGAUUUAUCGUAACCCACCCAUCCCCUAAACGUCACAGACGUCAGACGGCUUGAAGUGGCAGGAAAUCCACCCGCCGUGCUCAAGUGAAUUGACGGGGGUGGAUUUUUUUGUGUAUUUUCGCGAAACGCGUGCACAAAGGUCGAUCGAGUGUGCUGCUAGAACCGACACGAACCGUCAUUAGGCUGGAAUCGCCGGAAUCGAUAACAUCGCUAUCGCGAUAGCUACUGCGUGCUGUGGUGUGGAAUAUUGGACGUUCGCUGUGAGAGGUUCGAGUUCGAGUAUUGUACGACGUAAGGAAAGCAUGACUAUCUCAGCAAUUCCACCACAAGAACCCGUCUGGUGUUUGGACCGGCGGGACUCGGGCCAUCUGUUCUGGCGCCGGGAGUCAUCAAAGGUGAAGUUCCGGUACGAUGUGGAGGUACUAGAGUUCACCAAAGAUCCGUACGAAGAUCAGCUACUGAUCACCGACAGUGAGAUGAAUCGGACGAAGCAGCAGCAAGCGGGGGCCGUAUCGAACAUGAUCGUCGUGUGUGUGACGUGUGUUGCGGCCAUUGCCGUCACCGUGGUGUUACCGUGGUUUCUGAUCGGAUCGGCUUAGAACUGGCUGAAUUGGAACUGAACGAUCCCACACCCGCUAUGUCAUUGAUGAGAAAGUAUCGUGCGCAUAGUUAUGAGGGUGGUGGGAAUCGCAUGAGAAGAUGUGAAUCGCUCGUUGGAUCUACACAUCCCGAGCAACCCGAUUGUGAUAGCUGUCCCUAGCCGCGCGUGAGGUGUUAGGGACAUUUUUUCCCCAAAAACAAUUUUUACUAGCCCGUAAGGUAAGACGUGUCCGACGUACUAAUCGCACUGCACAGAUCGACCGGUGAAGGUGAUGGCCAAGCUGCUUUUUCUUCACUGGUCUGUUUGUCACUCUCUCAAUAUGGUGAAAUGUCCUGCUGGGGUGUAAAUAGAAGCUGACUCACCGUGAUACGAUAGGAAACAGGGUGGUGAUGAAGGAAAGUCAUAUCCCUACCCAGCAACUUAAGGUAGAUCAAACGCACCGAGUGAAAAUAGGCAAUGUAUUAAGUCUUAGUUAAAAAUGAAAUAAUGCAGACACACAGUCACUAAAUGCCCUACAAAUCUAUACGGCGCAUUUUAUCGUAUCGAAAACGACAUGCAUUGGGUAAUAGCGAUUGUUUUGUUGCCUACAAAUGCAAAUAAGUUCGAUGGUGUAAGGGGAACAGAAAAUAAUUUUACAACAAAUAAAGGUUGUAUUAUUCUUACAAAUAUGU